AUGGCUGUACAAGAAGGGCCAAAGGUCCCCUACAAGCGAGACGACCAUGAUGCCCAACAAUUCGCUAUCGAAACCCCGACUCACACCACCCCCAGCGAGCCUCGACACAGAAAUGCGCCAGAAGACACUCGGCCCAUGGUUGGGGGCAGAUUCGAACCCGUAGACUUGGAGGACACGCCUGUCGUUGAGUCUGGCCUUCCACCCGAGAUAUGGACCAUUGUGCAAUCAGCACCUGCAAGCUUUCCUCCGCAAUGCUUUCUUGACGUUAGUCGGAACCUGCUAGAGAAUCCCAAUCUGACCGCAUCGCACCUGUCACGGGCGGAAUUAUCGUACAAAAGUUUCACGGAUGCUUCGUACAACGCCGAAGCCGCUCAUCCGCAUGAGCUCGCAAGUAUUAUAAAGCACCUGAAGCCCGAUCAUCAACCGCGCCUGGUACCUGGCGGCGUGCCAGGUUACAAGCUUGAGUGGACCGUCACCCGAAAGCUGAUACCUAGGAACCCUAAGUUGGACGAGGCCUUGCAACAGACGUGUCAUCUGUACACUUCUACCGAGCAGGUCGUAGUACCAGCGAAGAACAGCAGCAGCAGCAGCAGCAGCAGCAAAUCCGAUGCCGAAAGGUACCUCGUACUCUACAUUCCUCACGUCUCAGAUGCAGACUCCAUACCAUUCUACCAUCCCAAAGUGCGAGGUGUUGCGAUUUUCUACUCAUAUCUAAACCAGCCCCCACCAGAUACAGCGCCAGGAACCUUGUCACUAUACUAUGACCUCUUCCCCAGACAGCCGCUGGAGAACCGUAUGUCACGGACUGCGUUGAGGAUGCUGGAAAUAAUCCACAAGCACGCUCGUGGACGCAUGCAAGGCUACCAGAAACGCGUCCACCACGAUGUAAUCAUCCCGCAGAAGACAUUCCAAGACACGUACACCUAUUUGAAAGGCAAAUAUGCCAAAGAACUUAUUGAUAAUUGGGUUGAGCAAACGCCCGCGAAUAAACACGUCUUUGAAGAUUUGGGGAUAGCGGCAUUCCUGAUCGAGCUAUGGACGGACAUGUACGGCGGAAUGAUUCUAAAGCCGGACGACCGAUCAAGCAGCACGGAUUCUACAGAUGCGGAGAAAGUACAGUUGGAGCUCCAGACUCUAAGGCGGUCAAUGGCACAGCAAGCUUCUCCCGGGUUCGUCGAUAUCGGUUGUGGUAACGGCCUACUGGUAUACAUCCUCAACAAGGAGGGAUGGAAGGGCUGGGGCUUCGAUGCACGCCGGCGCAAAACUUGGGGUACAUUUGGCGAAGUGUACCAGCAGCAUGUGAAAGAGAUGCUGCUCGUUCCAGGCGUCCUGCAAAACCCUGAGGUCGACAAAGAGACAGGCAGCGGGUCACCACCCUGGCACAACGGCCUCCUCCCCAAGGGAACUUUCAUCAUUUCGAACCACGCUGACGAACUGACUGCAUGGACACCCGUUCUCGCCUACCUUUCGGACAGCCCUUUCAUGGCGAUACCCUGUUGCAGUCACGACUUCGGCGGCACGCGCUUCAGGGCGCCGUACCGCCGCGAACACUUCCCAUCUGCUACCACAAACUCGGCGAAACAGGUAUCUGCGUACAUGUCGCUCUGUAGCUAUGUUGCGCAUCUCUGUGCGGAAAUGUCGUUUGUUCCGGAGAAAGAGCAUUUGAGGAUACCUUCAACGCGCAACAUUGCCAUCAUUGGGCGAAGAAGGGACGGUGACGAGGUCAAAGGUAGUCAAGAAGACCGGCUUAAAUUUGUUCGCGAAGUUGUAGAAAAGGAGAUGGGAGGUGAAACAUCGAUCGAGCAGACGAAAGAGUUGGACGAGGACGCACUCAAGAGCUUGAAAGUGAACAAGCAGCGCUUGAUGGAAGAUCUGCACCACACUUGCCAAUGGGGCAUUGGAAAACGGUGGGGGCAAGCCGAAACAGAAACAGGCAUGACGCGCCUCGCACUCUCAGACACCGACAAGCAAGCCCGUGACUGGUUCGUCAAGACGACCGGAGAUCUCGGAUGCAAGGUCACUGUCGAUGAGAUGGGCAACAUAUUCGCUGUACGGCCCGGGCUGAAGAACGAUAAACCGCCCACGUUCGUAGGAUCGCAUCUCGACACGCAGCCAACUGGUGGUCGAUAUGAUGGCAUCUUAGGUGUUCACGCAGGCAUAGAGAUGCUGAAGGUACUGAAUGAAAAUUGGAUAGAGACGGAGUAUCCCGUUGGGGUCGUCAACUGGACAAACGAAGAAGGCGCCCGCUUUCCCCUCUCUAUGGCUUCCUCCGGUGUAUGGGCGGGCUCCAUUCCACUUUCCACGGCACACAACCUCCGCGAAGUACAUCCCGGCACCGCAACCAUGGCCGAAGAACUCUCUCGUAUCGGGUACCUUGGCUCCGUACCGGCUUCGCAUGAAGCCAUGCCUAUGGCCGCGCACUUCGAACUACACAUUGAGCAAGGCCCGCUCCUAGAGAUCACCAAUAAGAAAGUUGGCAUUGUAACAGGCGUCCAGGCGUACAAGUGGCUCACCAUCAAUGUAAAGGGCCGGGAUACGCACACGGGUACCACCGAUCUUGUAGGCCGCGCCGACGCGCUGCUCGCGGCCUCUAAGAUGAUUCUGCAUAGCCACCGACUCGCCACUGCGAACAGUGCGCUAUCUUCCACUGGUAUCCUGAAUCUCAAGCCAGGAAGCACGAACACUGUCCCAGGCGACGUCAGCUUCUCACUCGACAUCCGCGCGCCGGCCGACGAGACAGUCGCGAGGGUGCUGGCCCUUGUGAAAGAGGACUUCCCCAAGAUCGCUGCCGGAGAGAACCUUGGUGGUCUCAACGACGGCGGAACACCGAGUCUCCCCUGCAGCAUCGACAUCAAAGAAGAUUUUGAUAGCCCGGCCACAACCUUUCACCCAAGCUGCAUCGACGCUGUUGCCAGGGCGGCACACAGGGUGCUCGGGCCGGAUAGCAGGAGCCUGAUGAUGGAGAUGACGAGCGGAGCUGGACAUGAUAGCGUAUAUACGAGCAAACGAUGCCCGACGAGCAUGAUUUUUGUGCCGUGCAGGGAGGGCGUGAGUCACAAUCCCGAAGAGUUCUGCAAUGAGGAGGACUGUGCGACUGGGGCAGAAGUGCUGCUGCAUUCUGUGUUGAGAUAUGAUCGUAUGAGAGAGGUGCAGAGAGUGAGUUGGAAGCAGGAGCCGUAUACCCUGUGA
This is a messenger RNA of Didymosphaeria variabile, 3189 nucleotides long. RefSeq lists its product as uncharacterized. Bases 1 to 3189 code for a protein of 1062 amino acids. NCBI's taxonomy places the organism in Eukaryota, Fungi, Ascomycota, Dothideomycetes, Pleosporales, Didymosphaeriaceae. Gene Ontology annotation, molecular function: hydrolase activity, acting on carbon-nitrogen (but not peptide) bonds, in linear amidines; methyltransferase activity. The transcript has 5 exons. The record is from RefSeq and is a predicted model, not a curated record.